AUGGACAUGAUAUUCGCCGCCCGUCAACUGCAGGAGAAGUGUCAGGAGGUGCGAAUCCACCUCUACUCUAUCUGCGUGGAUCUGACAAAAGCCUUCGGCACGGUGAAUCGCGAAGGACCGUGGAAAAUUAUGCAGAAAUUCGGCUGUCUCGAGCGAUUCACCCGGAUGUUGCGUCGGCUCCGCGACGGCAUGAUGGAGCGAGUCACUAACAAUGGAGCUCUAUCAGAGGCAUUCGCGGUGACCAACGGAGUGGAGCAGGGCUGCGUUCUCGCGCCUUCCCUCUUCAGUCUUAUGUUCUCUGCCAUGCUGCUGGACACCCACCGUGACGAACGCCGUGGGAUCCGAAUCGCCUACAGGACGGACGGCCAGCUCACCAACCACCGGAGGAUGCACUUCCAGUCGCAUGUAUUCGCAGCUGCUGUUCAUGAACUUCUCUUCGCCGACGACUGUGCCCCCAACGCCAUCUCGGAAUGGGACAUGCAGGGAAGCGUGAAUAUCUUCGCCGUCACCGCUGCUGUAAUGAGCGGAGACCUGGACGUUCCACAAGAAGCAGGCACGGAGACUCAGUCGCUUCCACCCCAGCUGUCUUCGACAGAUAUUGAAGCUGAGGUGGCAGUACCGGACACUCGACAAGGAUGA
Messenger RNA from Spirometra erinaceieuropaei, 639 nucleotides. Lineage: Eukaryota; Metazoa; Platyhelminthes; Cestoda; Diphyllobothriidea; Diphyllobothriidae. The record is from the annotation of a GenBank genome assembly.